This is a messenger RNA of Ectocarpus sp. CCAP 1310/34, 1771 nucleotides long. The record is from the annotation of a GenBank genome assembly. Lineage: Eukaryota; Phaeophyceae; Ectocarpales; Ectocarpaceae.
AUGGCGAAAAAGAACGCGUACACGAGCGCCGUCCCAACCAUUGAGCGGACUCGCGGUGGUGUCACAGAGCAUGUGUCCGGUAUCAACUUCCCACCUCCGGCCCUGGAGCGGCGCAUACCGUGCCCUCACUGUCCCAUGACCUCCGUGAACGAGCAAGGACUUGGGAUCCACGUGAAAACAAAGCACAGCAAUGCAAACAUGUCCAACGGCUUGCGGCUGCAGCGGAUGCUAGGGAAGACUCCCAAAGGGUAUGUUCAGCCGUGGGGAGAAGCCGGGCCUGGACGUUGUUGGCACGUGAAGGUCGAUGGUGCGACGGGGGCGGCUUCGUUCGUCCUCCAACGGAAGCGCUUCCGCGAUCUCGACUUGGAAAGCGACGGCUUUACGGACCGCAAAGUCAAGGAGACUCGUGGAGCUCUGCGCCUCCUCCAGGAAGACGCCGCAGACCUCUUCAAGGAGGAGCAGCUCACGCCUCGCCAGUACUUAGAGGACCGUCUCAAGGUUAACUACAGCCUGAUCGUGAAGUGGGCUCAGGACGAGGCCAAUAUAGUCCAAUCGGAAGCAGAUGACGUGAAGAAGACCCUCCUUGCCAAACAGCAGCCAAAGCGGUGGUUUCCUGAGGAAGAGAAGAAGCUCUGCAAUAUAUUCUUGGCGCGGCGGAGGAGGAAGCUGAAGGUGCCGACCCUGUGGCUGACGGUCACGUUCCGGAAGCUCGUGCAAGAGAAUCACCCUGAGGACCAACGGGCGGCGGCGUUCAGCGCGUCCUUCAGGUGGGCACGAAAAUGGGCAAAGAGGCAUAAGCUGUCCAAACGGCGCAGGAGCAACCUCAAGAACAAGUCUGUUGAAGAGCGCCUACCAAAGAUCCAGCGCUUCCACCGGCGGUUUCGCAAGCUCCUGCAAGAGCCGGUACGGUACAGGGCACCCGAGGCAUCGGACGUGUCGGCGAUGUCGACGGUCGCGGAGGGAGAGUCCAGAGAUCCCAAGUACGGUCAGUUCCAGCUCUGGGAGCGUUGGAAUGUGGAUCAAGUGCCUUUGCCAUUCGUGAACGGGCUGAUCAGCACGUGGGAGAAGACAGGCGCGUUGCGUGUAGCCAUCUCGCAGCCCUUUGCUGGCCUAGAGAAAAGGCAGUGCACCAUGCAAGUCAUCUUUGGUCCGGGUGAGAAGACUAUGCGGAUUUUGGUGAUUCUCCGAGGCCAGGGGAAGCGGAUUUCGCCGGUGGAGAAAGCCGCGUACCACAAGGACGUGGACGUGUUUUUCCAGGAGAAUGCGUGGGCGGACCAAAAGUUCUGCAUGGAGUGGGCCAAGAGGUCGUACCGCGAAGGCCUGAUCCGCGGGCGGGGUGAGCUCCCCAAGGCGAGGUCCAUUCUGAUAAUGGACAACUUGCACGCGCAGACCACGGACGAGUUCAAGGGGUAUCUUGCGAAGCAGUGCAACACUAUCGCCUGGCUUGGCCCUGCGCAGUGCACGGACGAGGUGCAGCCAGUUGAUGCAGGAGCCGGACGAUUUCUCGAGGUGGAAGUUGGUAACGAGAUGGACAAGUGGCUCGAUCAGUCGGACAAAAUCGAGAGGUGGGAAACCGCGUCGCUGACAGCAUCUGACCGGCGGGUACUGAUCACUCAAUGGACGGGAGCGGCCAUGGCAAAACUCAACAGCAAUCAGGGGUACCGACACCGCCGUUUCGAAAAGUGCGGGAUGGCGAUGACCGUGGACGGCUCAGGCGAUGAUCGAAUCACCUUGGAGGGUUUGGACCAGCCGUACACCUUCGCAAACGAUG